UCACUACUCUGUGUGACGUACUGGUUGAGUGAACAAGUCCAACAUGAUUUUAUAAUAAUAUCGUCGUCGUUCACCCACUGAAAGAAAUAAAAGACAAACAAACAAAAAACCGUAUAAACUAGGGGUGUCACGGAAUUCCUAUUAGUGUGGUUGGAAUGUGUUCGGUUGCUGCAGUCAACGACUACAUCUGAGUGGCGAUAUUACACUCGGUAAAGGCAGUACCCAACUCUAAUCUAGGGGGGCAGUAAUGGUCUGUUUAAUGCCUUACUACCGUUGAAACAAAUAGAAAGAUAAAACGCACAACAUAGACACGUGGUUGUGAUUCAUGGGAGUUACACGGCCCCUUGCCCCCUUACACCGUUUCAAAUCUGGUGUGAGAGAAAGUUACGCCCUCCCCGUCAGCUAUGACAGCAUGGGGUGUGAGUUUUGGAUUGAACGAAAAUCCGGUAUCCUAACGGCGAUGUGUCAAACACAAAAAUAAAGCACGAGUUCAACAACGUCUCUCUGCUGUUUUUAAAAAUCCUCUUAGUGCGAAAGGAGAGCAGACAAACGUCAUAACUGGAACUAUUGGCAUAUACAGUAUAUAUUUCAACAGCAAUGCGCCCAUAUACCUUGGAGCAGCGGUUCCCAAACUCUUUUGGCUGCGCAUCUCUAUGCUGAAAUAACCAGAAAACACAUAUAUAGCCCGCGUUUGUUUAUUUAUUAGAAUAUUAGCUUUGGAUUAUAAAUUUUACAAAGAAAAUGUUUAUUUACACGUCUUUAUUCUGUGGAAAUAUAUGACACAUAAAAACACUCCAAAAACACCCAUCACAUUUUACACGCCAGCGGCUUGUUUUCAUUAAUAUGUAGUAAGUAAAUAGUUUACUUAUGAAAAUAUGCAGACAGUAAAAUGUUAACAUAACUGAUGAUAAAAGCUCAAUAUUGUACAGAUUAAUAAAUAUGACUUAAGAUUAGAAAGAAAGAGCGUACAUUUAACAUAUUCAUUAGCCUCAGUUAUCCUAAAGACUUUUCCCAAGCAGUUAUCAAAGAAGUUCAUCCUUGAUGGGUGUUUCUCUAUUUAUGGCUGGUUUACCCAAGUGAACACUGUGUAAGGCCAAGAAUGUUGCAUUAAUCAGAGACACGUUUAUACAAAGUGCACACUUCAGGUGCUCUUACUCCCCACAAACCCAGACAGAGUUGUACUGGGUGAAAAUGUCGUGUCGUAUUACUAUUAAAAGUGUUGCUUGCAGAGAAGUCGUACAAAUACGUUACCGUGCAACUACGCUAGGCAGCAAAAAAAAUGUUAGACAAUCCGAUCUUCUUUGUCUAUUCAGCCUACGACGUUAUCCGCACGUGUGCCUUAUCUUUUUAAAAAAUCGAUAGACUAAAAGUUAAUAAGUUAGUUAAUAAUGUCAGACAUUCACCGAGCUUAACUUUCGAGCGAAAAGCGAUUACUGCUCCCCGGGAAUUGGCAACUGUCGUCGUGUGUACUGUAUAAUCAGUGUGUGUGUGUGUGUACAUUGACGAUAAACGUGAUUCUUCUUCUAAAACAAACAAAUAAUAAUGUAUGAAAAGACUACUUCUACAACAGCAACACCGCCAACAGCUGUUACUACUACUAUUACAAAACAACAACUAAUUAAAAUAAAUAAAUAAUUAAUAAUAUAAUGAUGCGUCGUCCCUUCAGAAGAAGAAGUUCGUAUGCGCCACAUUCGUGGAACCUAACCGAAUUAAUGCUCCUUGGUCAGGACAAGAAGAUUAUCCGUGCGUGCACGCGCACAGUAAGAAGGGAGGGAGAGUGAGGCGUAAUCCAAGCCUGUGUGGAGGUAGGAGAAAAGGCAGCAGCAGUGGGAGGAGGAGGAGCGCACUUGUCCGUACCUGCACCGAAGGCUUCGAAAGUCUUAUCCAGUCUGGGGACUAUUAUUAAAGUCAUGUCUGAUCAGUGGACCUCGCCAGGCCUCCAGUGUUAAAACCAGGAAGACUGUGGUUCCCCACACGGACAGCUAUGGACGAUGAAUUUUUGAAACGCAGCUAAUCCCAAGAUUAUACUGGUGGAAAAAGGACAGAAGCUGAGAGAGAAGCAAGAUGGGGAUGGGUCUGAGCACCGUGCGAACGCUCAUCAGGAGAUAUUGUAUAGGUGAAGACAACUGGGUGGACACCAGGACCGUUUACAUUGGACACAAGGAGCCUCCCCCUGGCACCGAGGCCUUUAUACAACAACGAUUUCCUGACAACAGAAUAGUCUCCUCCAAGUACACAUUUUGGAACUUCAUCCCAAAGAAUAUGUUUGAGCAGUUCAGGAGAGUAGCCAACUUCUACUUUCUGAUCAUAUUCUUGGUCCAGUUGAUUAUCGACACGCCCACCAGUCCGGUCACCAGUGGACUGCCACUGUUUUUUGUCAUCAUAGUCACAGCCAUCAAACAAGGUUAUGAGGACUGGCUGAGACACAAAUCGGACAACGCCGUCAACCACUGUCCCGUCCACGUGGUGGAGAACGGGAACGUUGUGUGCAAACAAAGUUGCAAGCUCAGGGUCGGAGACAUUGUACUGGUGAAAGAAGACGAGUCUUUUCCAUGUGACCUCAUACUUCUGUCCUCAUCUCAACAUGACGGCACCUGCUUCGUCACUACAGCCAGUCUGGAUGGUGAGAGCAGCCACAAGACAUACCAUGCAGUCCAGGACACUAAAGCUUACAACAAUGAGAGGGAGGUGACCUCCAUCCAUGGCACCAUAGAAUGUGAACAGCCACAACCAGAUCUGUACAAAUUUGUGGGUCGGAUCAACAUAUAUAUGAACAAUGAGCCAGUGGCCAGGCCGCUGGGGUCAGAAAACCUGCUGCUGCGGGGGGCCACGCUGAAGAACACAAAGUACAUCUAUGCUGCUGCCAUUUACACCGGUAUGGAAACCAAGAUGGCUCUGAAUUACCAGGCCAAGUCCCAGAAACGAUCUGCAGUGGAAAAGUCAAUGAAUGCUUACCUGGUAGUCUACCUGUGCAUUCUCGUUAGCAAGUCCCUCAUUAACACCAUGCUAAAGUAUGUGUGGCAGGCGGACGCCAACAGGGAUGAGCCCUGGUACAACCAGAGAACAGAAGCAGAGAAACAUAGACACAUAGUGAUUAGGGCGUUCACAGACUUCUUGGCCUUCAUGGUUCUCUUCAACUACAUCAUCCCUGUCUCCAUGUAUGUCACUGUGGAAAUGCAAAAGUUUUUGGGCUCCUACUUCAUCAUUUGGGACCACGAGAUGUUAGAUGAGGAGACGGAAGAAAGAGCGGUGGUCAACACGUCCGACUUGAACGAGGAACUUGGACAAGUUGAGUACGUGUUUACAGACAAGACAGGAACACUGACCGAGAACAACAUGGAGUUCAUAGAGUGCUGUGUGGAUGGAUACGUGUAUGUGCCUCAUGCCAUUUGUAACGGCCAGCUGAUGCCUGAUGCAGUUGGUAUGGACAUGAUUGACACCUCACCAGGUCCUGACAGCAGAGAACGAGAGGAGCUCUUUUUCCGGGCCCUGUGUUUGUGCCACACAGUGCAAGUGAAGGAGGAGGAGACGGUGGACGGACUCAAACAUGGGAGUCAUCACGGGAAGUCUUCAUCCUUUUACAUCUCCUCGUCCCCUGACGAGGUGGCACUGGUGGAAGGAAUGAAAAGGCUUGGGUUCACGUACAUAAGACUGAAGGAGGGUCACAUGGAGAUAUCAAACAGAGAGGAUGAGAUCGAGAGGUUUGAGCUGCUAGAGGUUUUGACAUUUGAUUCAGUCAGACGGAGAAUGAGCGUCAUUGUCAAAACUAGCACAGGAGAGUUUUAUCUGUUCUGUAAGGGGGCAGACUCCUCCAUCUUUCCCAGGGUCAUCUCAGGAAAGGUGGAGCAGAUUCGAUCACGUGUGGAGCAGAACGCACUGGUGGGUCUAAGGACUCUUUGUGUGGCAUACAAACGUCUGAGCCCUGAACAGUACCAAGAGGUUUGCCAUCUGCUGAGUAAUGCAAAGUUGGCCCUGCAGGACCGCGACAAACGACUGGCAGAAGCGUACGACCUGAUAGAGAAGGACCUGAUUCUCCUGGGAGCCACUGCAGUGGAGGACAGACUUCAGGACAAAGCUGCAGACACUAUUGAGUCUCUGCACAAGGCUGGUAUUAAGGUUUGGGUCCUGACUGGAGACAAGAUGGAGACAGCAGCAGCGACCUGCUAUGCCAGCAAGCUUUUCCACCCCAACACCCAAAUCCUGGAGCUGACCACCAAACGGACGGAGGAGCAGAGUCUUCAUGAUGUCCUGUUUGAUCUGAGCAGAACCAUCCUCAGGCAGCAUGGAAACAUGACCAGGAACACUUUCUCGAGUUUGUCAGAUGACUGCACUGACUACGGUCUGAUCAUCGAUGGAGCCACCCUCUCUGCGGUGAUGCGACCCAGCCAGGAGGACUCAAACUCAGGAAACUACAGAGAGAUUUUCUUGGAUAUCUGCCGUAACUGCAGCGCUGUGCUCUGUUGUCGAAUGGCACCACUUCAAAAGGCACAGAUAGUGAAGUUGGUCAAAACAUCCAAGGAACAUCCGAUAACGUUGGCUAUUGGAGAUGGAGCUAAUGAUGUCAGCAUGAUUCUGGAAGCCCAUGUAGGCAUUGGUAUUAUGGGUAAAGAGGGACGUCAGGCUAUGAGGAACAGUGACUACGCAAUCCCAAAGUUCAAACACCUAAAGAAGCUGCUGCUUGUUCACGGUCACUAUUACUACAUCCGCAUCUCUGAACUGGUGCAGUACUUUUUUUACAAGAAUGUCUGUUUCAUCUUCCCUCAGUUCCUGUAUCAGUUCUUCUGUGGAUUUUCACAACAGCCUCUCUAUGAUACAGCCUACCUGACUCUGUACAACAUCAGCUUCACCUCGCUGCCCAUUCUGAUCUACAGUCUCAUUGAGCAGCACGUUAAUGUGGACGUCCUGAAGAAGGACCCUUUCCUGUACAGAGAUAUCGCAAAGAACUCUCUUCUGCGCUGGUCAACCUUCAUCUACUGGACCCUCCUCGGCAUCUACGAGGCUUUCAUCAUGUUCUUCGGUGUUUACUUCCUGUUUGACAACACCGCCUUCACAAGCAAUGGACAAAUGUUUGGGAACUGGACGUUUGGGACGUUGGUCUUCACAGUGUUGGUCUUUACAGUUACAUUUAAGUUGGCUCUAGAUACUCACUACUGGACAUGGAUCAACCACUUCGUCAUCUGGGGCUCAUUAAUCUUCUUUGUGGUUUUCUCUCUGCUGUCGGGAGGAAUCAUCUGGCCCUUUCUCAACUACCAGAGGAUGUACUAUGUGUUCAUCCAAGUCUUGUCCAGUGGUCCAGCCUGGCUGAGUAUAAUUCUGUUGAUAACAGCCAGUUUGUUGCCGGAUGUGCUGAAGAAGGUCAUGUGGAGGGCACUGUGGCCCACAACUACAGAGUACAUACAGUUUCCUGCAUCGGCAUUCUCAGCCUCAUCAACCCACUCAUCCACCACAGCCGUUCCUCAGCCUUUCAAUAAACAUCUGCAUCUUUAUAAACAAAGUAACAUUAAUGAACAAGUGAUAUAUGACUAUGUGGUUUUUAUUCUUUGUAUUGAAAGUACUCUGUGUGUUAACGACCAGGUGGACUUUGUUUGUGAGAUGUUAGUCCAUCUUUUAAUUAUAAUAUGAAAUGUCCAACAUUGAUUUGUUGUCCAGAACUCUGUAUUAUAUCUUAUGUCAAAAGAGUCUCUUACAGUCCCCUUAGUUUGAAUUAAAUCAGUGUUUUCUCAUAUAUCAUUUUAUUUUGAAGUGUGAGGAAAUAAUGCACAUAUGACAUCAAGAACGUUUACUUCUAGAACAUAAACAUGAGCUUUUCAGAAUCAAACCAUAUCCCUUAAAAAAAGUACGGUACUGGAAAUAUUGUUCAGGGGAACGUUGUUAAUAUUUUGGUAUGUUUUUUGUCUUCUAUCUGUGAGUAAACACUUGUUUUGGCAGAUAUGUAUAUAAUAUGUAAUUAAUUUACAAUAACACUGCCAGUAUUUUAUAUUAUAUCUUUACAGAAUUAUUUCCUUCUUAUCUGACAAAGAAUCUGUGUCCACACAUUCUUGUUGGUUGUCACGUGGUACUGUCAAGUAUGUACGGUCUAUUUAAGACCUUCUCUGUGUAUGCUACGUACGGAUAGUGUUGUAAUGUUGUCGAAGUUGACUUCGUGAUAAGACUGACUUUUGGAUGUGAACGUCGAACCAUUUUCUGAAACCAAAGCCCAUUUUGUUAUAUUUAGUCUGUAAAAUUUAUCCUGUUAAACGACGCCAUCUUGUGGAAAACUGUCUGCACAUACACAGUAAAGUCUGUUGCCAGAAACCUGGGUGUUUCACAUUUUGUAAUUUUAGUUACCUAAAAUUUGACCAAGGCUGUGUUUUAAAGGUGCAGAAUUUAAGAUAUUGAGUAAUAUCCCGGAAGUAGUGCAACAGUCGUGUACACAACAACUUGUUUUAUUUACCAUUGGUGAAAGGUCAAACUAAGGUUACACCAUCUGGACACAUUUCCCUGCUUUAAGACUCUUCACUCUGGCUUUAUGAAUGUAUUAGAAUUUACUUAAUCACACUGAACAGGAUGGCUCAAAAAUAUAUGUUAUAGUAUACUUUGAACACCAUUAAACCCGCCUGCUCACAGAUCAGUUGUCAUCCUUGUCUCUGUCUCUGCAGAGGUCAAAGGGCAUUUAACUGAGGUCAAACCCC
Cynoglossus semilaevis (tongue sole) is the source of this 6671-nucleotide messenger RNA. RefSeq names its product probable phospholipid-transporting ATPase IH. Gene Ontology annotation, cellular component: endoplasmic reticulum; plasma membrane; recycling endosome. Gene Ontology annotation, molecular function: ATP hydrolysis activity; ATPase-coupled intramembrane lipid carrier activity; magnesium ion binding. The coding region runs from base 2065 to 5622 and encodes 1185 amino acids. Gene Ontology annotation, biological process: phospholipid translocation. The record is from RefSeq and is a predicted model, not a curated record. The transcript is spliced from 30 exons. NCBI's taxonomy places the organism in Eukaryota, Metazoa, Chordata, Actinopteri, Pleuronectiformes, Cynoglossidae.